AUGAAGACAGCGGUAUUCGGACGUGAUUCCGGUGAGCCGGGCUCACCGUGCGGAGCUCCGCCCUCGUUGACAUUCACACCGCCGGCCACACUAGUCCCGCCCACACAUCAUCACUCUCGUUCGAACACACGUGGCGUUAGUGGAUCCGGUGCGAGUGGAAGUGGUAGCUGUGAUCGAGGAGGAGGCGGAGGACCGAAUGCGUCAUCUGGAGCCGGUGGACCGCGAGCUUCACACUCGUCACGACGGACCAGUCGAAUGCAUAAUGUGUCCGCGUUGGGGAAUUUCGAAAAAAAAAUCACAAAAAAUCUUCUAAUCUUUCCUCUCAAGAACCUCCCAAACCAUGAUCCUUUCUCGGCAAAAAAUUGA
This is a messenger RNA of Caenorhabditis briggsae, 366 nucleotides long. The coding region runs from base 1 to 366 and encodes 121 amino acids. The transcript has 2 exons. NCBI's taxonomy places the organism in Eukaryota, Metazoa, Nematoda, Chromadorea, Rhabditida, Rhabditidae. The record is from RefSeq and is a predicted model, not a curated record.